CCCUUCGCUGCCCGGACGGUGAAUCCCGGCUGCGAUUCUGCUCGGUGGCUCGUCAACGCCUCUGCCCGUCCUGCCCCGCGUGUCCCCCCGCCCGCAGCCACCGUCCGGUCCAGGGGAGCUCGGGGGGACACUGAGGAGCUCUCUGGGGCCAGGACAGGUCGCAAGAACUCGGCAGAGUUUGACAGAGAACCCUCCCAUAGCCGGAAGGGCAGGGGCGAAGACAGAGGAGAGGCGAAGAGUAGGCGGGCAGGGCGGCAGGGAAGCAGGCCGGCGGGGCGAGGAACCUACCGCCCCGCUCCUGCCCGCGGGGUCUUACAGCGGCACUCCGGGAUCGAUCCCGACUCCGGUUCCGCGCGGACCCGCCCCAGAAUCCGCCCCCAGAGGCGGGAGCUACCCGGGGCAAUGUGGCAGAUCACUGCCCGCUCCCUGUGCCGGGCCAGCUCCCGUAGCUGGCAGAGGCGACUGCCCUGGCCCGGCCCCGCGCCUGCAGCCCCACGGUGCCGCAGCCCCGCGUGGACCCCCGGGACAGACUCUGCCCAUGGACUCGCCUCCAUGGCCCCCUCCAUCCGCCUCUCGCCCGCCACCCGCAGCCUCUUCGAUGAGCCGCUGGCCAUCGCUGUGCAGGGCCUCGGCCCGCGGCAGCAGGUCACACUGAGGACAUCCUUGCGGGAUGAGAAGGGGGAGCUCUUCCAGGCCAGUGCCCGCUACCAGGCGGGGGACGACGGGGAGCUGGACCUCGCCCGCUGUCCUGCGCUGCCGGGAGGCAGCUUCUCUGGCCUGGAGCCCAUGGGGCUGCUCUGGGCUUUGCAGCCCCAGAGGCCCUUCUGGCGGCUGGUGAAGCGGGACGUUCAGAGCCCCUUCCUCCUGCAGCUGGAGGUGUUUGAGGGCCACGGGAAGCCUCCAGGGCGGCUCCUGGCCCAGGCGCAGCACGAGCGGGCGUUCCUGCGGGACGGGGUGCGGAGAGUCCCGGUGCGAGAGGGGAGGAUCCGGGCGACGCUUUUUCUGCCCCCCGGAAAUGGCCCCUUUCCGGGAAUUAUUGACUUAUAUGGAACUGGAGGAGGACUUCCUGAAUACAGGGCAUGCCUGCUGGCCAACUAUGGCUUUGCUGUGCUGGCUCUGGCUUACUACAGCUAUGAAGAUCUCCCCAAAGAGAUGAAGGAAUUCCACCUGGAAUAUUUUGAAGAAGCUGUAAACUAUAUGUUACAACACACCCAGGCCAAAGCAACAACUAUCAAAGAAGCUCUAGCCAAAUGGGAAGAAAAAAAUGGCCAGAAGGCUUCAGAGGCAAAAGAGGUAAAACUGUACGGUCAGGUUCCUCCUGUAGAGAAGAUGGAUGAAUCUCUCUCCACACUUGUUAACUGCGAGAAACUAUCGCUGUCUACAAACUGCAUUGAAAGAAUCGCCAACUUGAACAACCUAAAAAAUUUGAGGAUUCUGUCUUUGGGGAGAAAUAACAUAAAGAACUUGAAUGGAUUGGAGGCAGUUGCCGAUACUUUAGAGGAGCUGUGGAUCUCAUACAACUUAAUUGAGAAACUGAGGGGUAUCCGUGUAAUGAGGAAGCUGAAGGUUCUUUAUAUGUCAAAUAAUUUGGUGAAAGACUGGGCAGAGUUUGUGAGACUGGCAGAGUUGCCAUUACUAGAGGAUCUGGUGUUUGUAGGCAAUCCACUACAAGAGAAAUAUGCCUCCUCUGAUCAGAAGAACAUUUGGAUUGAAGAAGCAACCAAACGUGUACCAAAGUUGAAAAAGCUGGAUGGUACCCUAGUUGUUAAAGAAGAAGAAGAAGAAGGAGCAGAAGGAGCAGAAGGAGGAGAAGGAGGAGAAGGAGCAAACUGAUGACACUUUCUUGUUGGGUAUUUAAUUAUUUAAGUGACUCCAGAUAGCUUGGCACAUAGAACUUUUAUAUAAAAUAUUUGAAGAAAAUCUUUGGGCCAUUUUUAAAAGACCGGCUUAUCUCCACAGUCUCUCAUCCAAAGAGUUAGUUACCAAAAAUUGGUCACACUGAUUGUGUCAAGCUUAUGACACUUUCUGUAGAGACUAGUGGAGCUGAGUUUAUCUGCUCUUUGGCUAGCAAGAGAUCUCUACCUAAACUAACAUAUAGCUAUUUUUAAUUCCUGAUUAGUGAUGCUUGUUCACUCUUGGGUUUUAAGAGAACCAUUUUAGCUUGUUAGGUGCAGCUGGCCAACAUUUAAUUGGAAACACUGAGGCCAAAAGAACAGUGUUGUGGUUUAGAGAACCUUACAAGCUUUGUUCUGUUUAAUUUUGUCGUGGGACUCCCUCAAUAUUUUUAAUAUGCAAGUUUGCCUUUUUAUUCCCUGAACUGUUAUGCCAAACAGGCCCAGUAGUUGUGGAUACACGCACAAAAAAGGUAGUGGUCUGAUGAUCAUUUGUUCCUGGCCUUAAGUUUUGAAAUGGGCUUCUGACAUUGGAACUCAACUGCAUUGCUUAGGAGGCCGUGUAUAACUUAUAUAUAUUUAUUUAUUAAGAGGCAAUGGGAAUUCUUUGCAUGGUUUCAGUGAGGCUAAAAUAUCUGCUAGCUUUUUUUUUCAUCUCUAACUAAAAAAUUACUUUGGAUUGGAAUAUGUGGCCUAUUAGCCUGCAGCUGGUUCCUGGGUUUGGAUUGGGUCACUGGUGGACAUAAUCCUUCUCAGCUCUGGAAUCUUCCUAUAACUAAGUAGGCUGAUACUAAUAGAGAAACAAACAGUGAACAGAAGACCUGGGCUUGAGGACAGAAAAGUUUGGCUUUGGGGAUACUCAUUUUUUAUGAAAGUACAGGUGUAAGAAAAAGCACAGGUGUAAGCAGUGAGAAAAAGUGUACGUAGUCAGUGGGGAAGGUGAGAUGAGAUGGAAAGUGGACAUUGGGGAAAAAAGUAUUGAAGAUGUACUAAAUAUGCUAUAUUGCAGGGUAACUAGUUCUUAUAUGACUAUUUCUAGUGAAAAGUAUUAAACAAUGGUGAAGACAGGCCCAAUUGCACUGUGGGAUGCCAGUAGUGCGGUUUAAAUUCUUCUCUUGGAAGAACAGAUUGAGUCACCUGAGUAGAUUUUUCUGCAGCUCCUUUUUGGUUUUUGACCAAGCUUUUCUUCUAAUUUGUGGUACCAUCUUUGUUUAAACUCAAGUGAUGACAAGUGUACCUGCUGGUUCCAGCCCAGACAUAGAAGGGGUGGAGGCAGAACACCACUCUUAAUUAUUUUGUUUGUGAAGGUGUGGCAGGAGUAGAAAUCUUGGAAGUCAUGGUCAGGAAAAAAAAAGGUAGAAUUGCCCCAAGCAACAGUGGUACUGAUCUCAAGCUCCAGGUAUAAUUGUAGUAGAAGAUAUUAUCUCUCUAAUCAAUUUCUAAGUGCACUGGGAAGUAGAUGAUUACAAGACAAUCACAGUUUGUUUUCAAUAUAUUGCUACUUAAUCUGUGAUUGUUAGAGGAAUUCUAAAGCAUUCCAGUUUAAAUUGGCAAUUGCUGAUGAGGUUCAAGUUUGAUUUAGAUCUGUUACUAAAAAGAAGGUCAAGAGCACAGUAGCAAAAACUGUGGACAUUCUUCACUCAGCACAAACUAUUUCCAGGUAGCUGUUCUCUUGACCAGAAACUAGUUUUGUAGUUAACUAGUUCACUGGAUUUAGCUUACAGACAACUUCAUAUUGGUAUGUUAUUUCUUUUAGAAGUAUUCUCCUCGCUUUAUCAUUAGUAAAGGCACCACUGACCAAGAAGCACCAUGGGAGAGAGUGCCUAUAGCCAACAGCCAUUUCAUACGGGUGUCUUCUGAAGCUAAGCCUUUCAGUUCACUUGGAGCCAACCACUCUUGGCAAAGUGGAUGUGCUUUGGCAGUACAGAGCCUAUGGCACAUGUGAGCCCUACUGACCCCGUUUGCUGGGGGGGGGGGGCUGUGCCCUUGACAACUGCAAUUGAAGUGAGGGAAAGUGUGGGUACCAUGAGCCAGAGCUUGAGUGACACAAAACUUGCCUUCUGAAUGCUUCCAACAAACAGAAAUGUCAAAUUCAUCUCUGUGUUUGGAGAUAUUUUCAGAAUAGACCGUGUGGUGCUCUUGUCCUAGCGCUUGGCCACAAAGAAAAGUGGUUGAACCUCUGUACCUGGAGCCUCCUAGAACAACAUCUGCAAGUGUGGUGUGUAUGGCUGGGUUAGCUCCUCAUGAGAUGUGACACGAGAGAAAGGGAGUGACAAACACAGGCCAAUGACAAGAAAUCCUGCUGAUUAUUCUUUUAAUAUCUAAAUAUGGUCUAAGUCUGUACAUUUCUGAAGGUCAUGUUAGAUAGAGCAAAUACUCUACACUUUGGCUGGUUUUGGACAUUCUGAGAGCAAAAUAGAAACUUAAGUGUUCUGACUACAUGGUGACAAUUGAAAUGAAAUACAGCUCCAUUGACAAGCCUUGAGGGAUAAGAGCAGUUCCUGGCUCUUUUAAGUGACCCCUAGAGGCUACACCUAUGGGAAUCAGUUCAAGAACUGUUGUAGAUGGUGGUGGAGCUGGAUAUACUGUGUGGCCCACUGUCACUGGCUCCUUCCACACAUUUAACAGCACAAAUUCUAAAGCUCUUUUUUGGGGGGCUGCACUGUAAGCAUCACCAAAAAAGAAAAAAAAUUAUUGAAGGAAUGGAGCAUCCAGUCUCAACACAAUUAUAACAGCAGCAUGAGAUACAAGAUUUCCCUCACCUUUCAUCCUUCAUAUAUUAGCAUAUAAUUUAAAACCUUUCUCAUAAAAACUAUGUAUCAGUCUCAAGGAGACAACACAGUAAGAAAAGAAUAAACUGUGGCUCGUGUUUGUCUGGAGAUGCUUCAUCUUGAAGCUGGGUGAGAGCUUUAGCUUAACCUUGCUUUUCCUAGUGAGUCAUGAUUAUUUUCAAGACCAACCCCCCCCAACUUUUUCUCCUCCAAAAUGAGUUUUCCUCAGUUUUUUAAAUUUGCACUUUAAAAUUAUGCACUGGAUGUGGUGGAAGACAUACAGAGGUGGUAGAAUUAGAAUAGAUGGUUUGCAUAUUGCUGGUGCUACACAAUGUCACGUAUAAGCUGGCAGCGACACUCGGCCUGUGCGCCUGGAGGGCCGGCCGAGGGAGAUGCGGGAAGGCCUGGCUUUCACUGGUACACUUUGCUCUUCCCUAGCACACCACAUCCAAGGAAGUAGUAAGCACAUUAUUAUUCAUGGAUGAAAAGAGUACCCAUGUAAAACAUGCAAGCCAUGUGGAAUUCUGCUUUUCCCUGUGAAUUUACGGAGGAGUAGCAUCCACUUUAUUCCUUAGAGAAAUAUCCUAAAAUUAAAUUAGUAGUAGGAAACAGCUAAGUUUUUUGCUUGCUUGUUGGCACGGUGCCCUGUCUUCAAAAGAGCUGAUAUAUGCAGUGAUUUUUGAGAACUGCUGGAAAAAUAAGAGAAGAGACCUGAGAACCAGCAGAUGACUCAGGUUACAUUAGAAGUAGGCUCAUCUAGAAAAAUCUUCAAGCAAGAGAGCACUUUUAACAUCCCCUUUGGCUAUCUUUUGUAUACAUAAUUUUGUAGCAUGAAAAGCUGUUAAAUUUGCUGUGUUUAAAUUAUUUAGGCCUAUGUUUAUAAAUGUUAUUCUGUGAAACUCGGUUUAAAAAUAAUAUAACCUUAUUUUAUACAAACGUCUUUGGUUGUUGUGUAAUGAAAUAAUUCAGCUUGUGAAGACUGUUCAGAAAUUCGAUUUUGUUCUCAUUAAACUUUCCUAGCUGCUCAGGGAGCAAUGUAUUAAUAGUAUGAUAGCAUGUAAAUGCUGUUCCUUAUUGCCUCUCUAUUUUAGAACAGAAAAUAACUUAAGACUUUAAAAAUGCUGAUAUAUUGUGAUCGUUGUCAUCUGAUACAUAAAUAUUUUUCAAUCUUUUAA
Molecule: messenger RNA, 5838 nt
Organism: Pseudopipra pipra
Lineage: Eukaryota; Metazoa; Chordata; Aves; Passeriformes; Pipridae
Product: dynein axonemal light chain 1-like
Exons: 9
Coding region: 403-1833 (476 amino acids)
Biological process (GO): fatty acid metabolic process; outer dynein arm assembly; acyl-CoA metabolic process
Cellular component (GO): cytoplasm
Molecular function (GO): alpha-tubulin binding; dynein heavy chain binding; fatty acyl-CoA hydrolase activity
Source: RefSeq, a predicted model, not a curated record